Molecule: messenger RNA, 2394 nt
Organism: Betta splendens (Siamese fighting fish)
Lineage: Eukaryota; Metazoa; Chordata; Actinopteri; Anabantiformes; Osphronemidae
Gene: pi15a
Product: peptidase inhibitor 15a
Exons: 6
Coding region: 455-1231 (258 amino acids)
Cellular component (GO): extracellular region
Source: RefSeq, a predicted model, not a curated record
GCGAGCGGAGCCUGAGGGACGCGCUAAAUGGAUGGAUGCGCUUCACAUGAUCCAUUCUUCUUGGUGCAUUCGCGUUCAUUAAUCAUACGCGGCGCAAACCGAGCGCAGGGUGCGCCAGGGGCGCGUGAGGAGACGCCAAGCGCAGCCCGUUCCUAACUGAUGUCGCGUGUCAGGUAGCGAGGAGGGGCUGCGCGUCUACCUCCGAGGCACGCGCACUUCCUGCGUGGUGCCACGGCACUAUAUAAAGUCGCCAGGCAGGACUUCUCCUGAAGUUCUCACAACGUUUGCAAAGCGCAGUUCUCCCCUCAGCAGCCGCAGCCGCAGCCGCGCAGCCCUCCCUCUCUCCGAUUCAUUAGCGAAGAUCUGGAGGUGAUUCUACCUCAGCGACGCACUGCUGCGCAACAAAAGAACUCCAGGAGCGGGAUAUCCAGUCUGCAGACUCCCGAGCCCGAACAUGACGCCUCAGCUGUUCCUAGACCUCAUACUGGUGUGCAUAUCUUGCGGAGCAAGUGCACUGGCAGCGAAUCCGCCCGCGGCGUCCGCGUCCCCGCAAGGCGCCAAUUUCACCAGCCUUGGCGCAGCGCAAAGCUCCGGCACGGACCCCGCCGCUGUCUCCAAGAGCCGGAGGAAGCGUUACAUCAGUCAGAACGACAUGAUCGCCAUCCUUGAUUACCACAACAAAGUGCGGGGGAAGGUGUUUCCGCCGGCGUCCAACAUGGAAUACAUGGUGUGGGACGACACUCUGGCCAAGACGGCCGAGGACUGGGCUCACGCCUGCCUGUGGGAGCACGGGCCGCCUCACCUCCUCAGGUUCCUGGGUCAGAACCUCUCCGUCAGGACAGGGCGGUACCGAUCCAUUCUCCAGCUGGUCAAACCCUGGUACGACGAGGUCAAAGACUACUCGUUCCCAUACCCCCGUGACUGCAACCCGCGCUGCCCCCUCCGAUGCUACGGACCCAUGUGCACUCAUUACACGCAGAUGGUCUGGGCCACGUCCAACAAAGUCGGCUGCGCCGUCCACACGUGCCACAAUAUGAACGUAUGGGGCUCGGUGUGGAAACGCGCCACGUACUUAGUGUGCAACUACUCGCCCAAGGGCAACUGGAUCGGAGAGGCUCCCUACAAAGUCGGCGUCCCCUGCUCCGCCUGCCCCCCGAGCUACGGCGGCUCCUGCAGCAACAACAUGUGCUUCCCCGCUCUCAAGACGAACUACCUGCACUGGUUCAAAUAAACACAGGUUUCCUGUCAACAUACAGCACCACAGAGACAUUAUCAUUGACGUCCUGUAAGGAUUUGCACAACAGUUGUGGACCACACUAUUUUGUAUAUAUGGGCUUAUUUAAAGACACGCAUACAAUUUCAAGGCAGCAGACGAUUUAGUGCUGAUGACGUGUAAAUACUCUGUAAUUGAAUUUGUUACUUUUUAACCAGUAUUACUGGUAACUGGUGGCUAUUAUUGUAAUUUAUAUGUCAAAUGGGUCCUUAAACUCAGCGGGGCUGCAUACCUGUUGUUUUCACUAGAUUGGUUUACCGUUGACAAUGUGGUAUUUAAGGACACACGGUGAUACCAUCAUAGCUGCUCAUUCCUACUCACUUUGGUGCUAUUGGCAUCACACCCUCAUGUGGUGUGUGAGCCUUCACAAGAAUGUUGAGAUACGAAGAUCAAAGCGUUUGACCUCGGCUUAGAAGCUGCUCUGAACCACACGGUGAGUUGCACACGGACGCGGUCCCACGGGGGAUUUUCAUUCGGAGCAGAUUCUCAAAACAGUUGUUGACCAAAGUGCACUUACUGUAAACAUCUGUCAGACUCAGACAUUGGUGUCUUUAUUUACGUGGUGCAUUUGCAGGUUUACUGCACUUAUGCCAGGUUUCAUUCAUAUAAUAUUUAUGCUAGAGUUAAAACUUACCCACAUAUUCAUUUCAUAACCACAUGUCAGUAUAUUGGUUCAGUAUAUACCAAUAUAUACAAAUGUCUUGGUGUAAUGGACUAAUGCAGUGUUUACUAUGUUUACUAUGUAGCAGUUUGUACGCACCUUAAUUGUUUGUAAAUUUCCAAAAAUACAAGGAAAUGUUUUUGUACAUGUAGAUAACUAUUAUACCUGGACUAUCUUAAACUUCAAGUAUUCCAUAAGUUAUUCAUGUGUUUUUUUUAUAGGACUGUAUCUAUAUCCAUUGAUUUACAUGUACUGAAUAAGACAGAUACAAUAUGUAAAUGAACAUUAUGGCAAAUAGUAGCAUUUAAAAAAAUGGUUUCACAUUGUUAUUCAGUUGAAUAAGUUGAAUUUGAUUAGACUUUACAAAAUAGGAACAUUUUCAGCACUGACUGUAUUUAAAUCAACUGCCACAAUAUAUUUAUGCAGAACUGUGUUUUCCUGAUGUUUUGUAUUUGUAAUA